CUGCCGACUACGAAUCUUUUUAUAUGCAACAAAUAUUUUUGUAACACAAAAUUAAAUUCAAAAGGCGGAAACACACGCUGAUUACUCUUUCUAACGUUGAAAGUGCUCGGCUUCCGCGAAUUGACGACGAGUGCGAAUUCAGCGACCUUUGCCUUUCCUCGCCCGGACUUAAAUCUUGUGACACUGAGUCAGUAGCCAGGAAAAAAACACAAACCAAAGGGGCACGCGACUUCUGUUAAUUCAAAUUACAAGAGUGCAGGUGUGGAACCAUCAAGCCUUUCCCCUACAUCGUCAUGCCCGACGGACUUAUAACCAACAGGCAAAUUCAAAAUGCUAACACAGGGAUUGAUCUCUUUGUCCCAAUGUACCAAGAGAUCCGUGGCAACAUGAUGACUGGCCAUGUUGAAUAUCAAAUUGUGGUUGUUACUCGACUUUCAGCUUUCAAGUCUGCAAAACAUAAGCCUGAAGAUGUGAUUCAGCUAGUGGUCUCCAAAAAGUACAGUGAAAUUGAUGAAUUCUACAACAGGUUAUCAGCAAAUGACCAUGGGGUAUCCCUUCCACCCAUGCCUAGGAAAGCUCUAUUUGUGGGAGAGGAAGAUAUAAAAGACCGUCGAGCUGCUUUUGAUGAGAUAAUGAGGUUUGUGUCUAAGCAGCCCACUCUUGCAAGAAGCCAGGAGCUUUUAGAAUUUCUUGGAGCAAAGACAACAGAUGUUGUUGACUUUAGGACGACAAAUAAACCAGAGCAGGAGGAAAGCGAAUCUUGUGACUUCUUUAUUAAAGAUGAAAUUCCAACUUCAAAGUACACACAACUUGUAACAGCAGAAAAAACAGCAGAAGAGGAGACAGAAGAAAUUCUGGACCCUUUGGGCAUUAUAAGGUCAAAAAAAACCAAGAAAUCAGCUAAUGGAGAUAAAAAAGUGAAACCCCAGUUGUUAUUAUUUGAUGAAGAGGUGGACCCUGAUGAAGACUUAUUUGAACCAGCAAAGAAACAUUCUUCUGGAAAGUCUGCAUUUGUAAAACAUAGUGAUAUAAAACUAUUUGAAGACCCUGAUCUCGGAGGGACUGUGAAGCUUGGCGAUUCACUUUUACUCCCAAGUGCUUGUACAGUUGUAAAUACUAAUUUAACCAUGGAGUUCAGUGAGGAAACCGAAGAACUUUUCAGGGUAGAUGACUUUGAUAAACUGCUUACAUUAAGCACAUCUACAAAGCCUAAACCAAAACCAGCACUUAAGCCGAAACCAACUUUGCUUAAAACAACACCUGGGUUAUCUAAGAGUGGUGCCAAUGCAGCCUCGGUUCUGACACCACAAGUGAAUGAAAAGAAAGCAGACGACAUGAAUGAAAUGGACAUUUUGAAGUACAUUCAACAGAAUGAGUCUGUGAGCGAUGACUCUUUGGAUUUGUUUUAAUAAUGAUUAAAUCAAUAGGAAAAUCAAGCUGUGAGAUGAAAAAAUAUUCUUGGAAUAAUAUAACUACUCAUAGCAAUAUAAAAAAAUAACCUUAAAAUUAUGUCAAAUUAAUUUGAGGUCCUUCAUGUGUUUUUGUUCUUCUCAGCUUUCUGAGAACCAAGUCACUAAUGUUUUAAUAUUGUUACUGUUAAUAUGAAAACAAAUCUCUUUACACAUUCUCAUUUAGGAUGAUUUAAAAUAUUACUGAUGUUUACAGGAUUAUCUUUUUUUAAUAUUUUUUAAUAUAUUUUUUUUUUUUAAUAUUUUUUUUUUAUAUUUUUUUUUAAUCCUUGGUAGAUCUCUACUAACAUAAACUCAGGAACUAAACAUAAAUGAAGGGCUUUUAUUUACUAGUACAAUAAAAAUUAGCUUUUUUGCAGUCCUGUAUUUUCACAGAUAAAUCGCCAUUAUUUGAAUGUCUGUGCUUAUUAAAUGUAUCUUUAAACAUGCAAGUUAUUUACAGCCUAAGUGAAGUACUGAAAAAUGUGAUAAUUUGAAUGUCUAGUACUAUAGGUAUUAAAAUUCCCAUCAUUAUGCAUUUAUUUAUUUCGUAAUUCAACAAAGAUUGAAGAAAAUAUAGACAUUCCUUACUUUAUAAAAACAAUGCACAUGAAAAACACAUUUGUGUAAAUUCAUUCUUCCAGAGUUUCAUUGUGCUAGCUUUUGUG
Polypterus senegalus (gray bichir) is the source of this 2116-nucleotide messenger RNA. RefSeq names its product HCLS1 binding protein 3 (gene hs1bp3). Lineage: Eukaryota; Metazoa; Chordata; Cladistia; Polypteriformes; Polypteridae. Gene Ontology annotation, molecular function: phosphatidylinositol binding. The transcript is spliced from 7 exons. Bases 294 to 1409 code for a protein of 371 amino acids. The record is from RefSeq and is a predicted model, not a curated record.